UCCUAGAAGACAAAUAAGGCAGUAAGGUGUCUCCAUUCAGAGCCGGACAGGUACAGUAUAACACUCCCACUGUAGCUCCUCUUCUUACUCAUGCUUUAUUAUGUUAACUCUUUCUUUCUUUGCUGUAGAUAACACAUCUCCAAAGAUGGAGGGCAGGGUUCAAGGUGCCACAGCAACUUCAUCACUUGUUGUGGUGAAUAUUAUAUGGUGGAUGGUUAUGAUUGCAGCCAUUGGUGUGGGGGCCGCACAUAUCAAUGCCUGUCCUGUGCAGCCCUUCGUCCCCAUCUACCUGUCAGUGCUUGGAGCGGCCAGCAUCAUCUCUCUGACUCUGACCUACUCCCAGAGAAUGAGUGAGAGCGGCAUCAUCUACAUCCUGAUCUCAACCUGCAUGAGCUUCCUGCACAUCUUCACCUUCUGCUGGAUUAUUGCAGGCUCUUACUGGGUUUACACUGUAUAUCCUCCCAACUACACACCUGGAACUCGGUACUGCCAGAAGACGACCUUUCAGUUUGCGUUUGUUCUCACCACGCUAGUGUGGGUCAUUAUGGCUCUGUCAUUCUGCUGUGGUGGGUGCUACAUUGUAUUUGCCUGCUGCUGCGGCACUUUGAGUGCAAGACACAGGUUGUCACCCAACCACAAUACUUUGUAUGGUGCGACAGAUGGGGCUCAAGGAGGUGCUGCUGGUGAUGUGUGAAAGGUUUUGACAAGAGUGAAAUGUUUUAAAAGGGAUUAUACUGAUUCUAAUCUGCUCCUCCUGCUGAAGAUUAGUUUUUGGGUUUGUUUUUUUUUUUUGUUUUAAAGUAGCCUAGGUGUAAAAGCUUAAAGCAGUUGCAGGAAAAGGAUCUAAACAGCAGUUCUUUCUCUACAAUCUCAAUGCAAAUGCUUGAGGAGAGCUUCACUUUUUUUUACAAGUUUCUUUUUUGUUACAACACUUGAAGUGACAUCUUGUGGUAGCACCUCUUGGCUUAGUUUACCAAUUGUAACUGAGGGUAGACCAGUGUAGUACAAUUUACAACACUUUUACUCAAUAGGACUGCACAUCUCACACUUCCUGAAUGUUGACACCAAAACCAAUCAGUUAACAGUCAAGCCAAAUGAAGAUAAGGUGUUGAAGAUAAUUUAGAUGCAAUCAAUAUUGACUCAGAACUGAGAUG
Molecule: messenger RNA, 1154 nt
Organism: Scomber japonicus (chub mackerel)
Lineage: Eukaryota; Metazoa; Chordata; Actinopteri; Scombriformes; Scombridae
Product: transmembrane protein 272-like
Exons: 4
Coding region: 101-694 (197 amino acids)
Source: RefSeq, a predicted model, not a curated record